Melampsora larici-populina 98AG31 is the source of this 1425-nucleotide messenger RNA. RefSeq lists its product as uncharacterized. The coding region runs from base 1 to 1425 and encodes 474 amino acids. NCBI's taxonomy places the organism in Eukaryota, Fungi, Basidiomycota, Pucciniomycetes, Pucciniales, Melampsoraceae. The transcript has 11 exons. The record is from RefSeq and is a predicted model, not a curated record.
AUGACUUGUCCAUCUCCCAGUGAGGCAGAUGAUGUACAAGGUAUGAAAUUAACCAGCACUUGGAUCCCUGAACAUGUAGUUGUUUAUAAGAUGGCACAAUCUACCCCGGAUUUCCAGCGGCUAAUGAUUAAUGCUCAGAUUGGUUGGAGCUCACGCACAAGGAAGGUGGAAAAGAAAAUUUACACAAUUGUAUUUAAAUCUUUCAUGAACAACAGCAUUAUCUGUUCACUUGCUCAGGCAGAUGGUGGAAUCAAGAAGGAAUCAAGUUCCCCGAGGCCAAUGAAAUCCACUGAAACAGUGUCUGAAGAUCAAAUCUUCAAAGCCGAAAAUUGUGUCAGAGAGCCUUUAAGUUCGGAGUUGUGGCAAGAACUAGGAAUGAAUGAAUAUCUUGAUCAUUAUCCAGACGGGAGCACAAUGGAUUUGGAGGUAAAACCGUGUGGUUCAGACAAUACGCCACCUCAGUCGGGGCUAGCGAUUUUGUUUGUGGUAUUGGUCAAAUCUGCAAUGCCCAUCAACAGCUCAAAAUUGGUCUGUCCUGAUGAACAACAUAUACCAGGCUGCCUCAAGCGCCUUAUUGAUUUCGAGCCCGACUCAUCUGGAUUAUCAAAACAUUUCGCAGGUUUCUUUGGUCUAUCAGCUUCAUGGAUCAGUUCAUUUCCUUCAAGUUUAUUCAGUUCAAUAGGUCCUCUUCCAAAUUCGAUUUGGGAAUCAACAGGUUCAUUAGCAUGGGUUGGUUUAGUGACUGUUUCGUGUCAUUUAUCUGCUUUACAAUGGGUCAAUAUUUGUCUUUACCUAGGAUAUGGUAUUGAUCGUUGGACUCGGACAGGUGAUUUAAACUGGAUGUUAGGAAAGACUCAAGAUAUAAUAGAAAGUGUGAUUUAUAACAUCACCAAUCAAUUUAUACAUUCACCAAUCAAUCAUCAAAACGGACUUGCUGGUUUAAAUAGAGAUGGAUCUUUACUUACCGGUGUCAAUUUGAUUUCAAAAGAUAGAUUAAAGAAAGCUUACAUCAGGUUAUUGAUGUCUAAAACUUUAUGUAAAUUAUGGAGAAUUCAGAAUGCUUUUAUUGCAAGGGGAAAUGAACCUUGCAAUCAGAUGGGGCCAAAUGGUGCAAGUGAUGAUCCAACAAGACUCUCAUACUGUGGUCCUGAUAACAUAAUAAUGAAUAUAUUUCGUGCAGAAGAUAAUGGAGACCAUCAUUAUACAGAAAUUCUAAAUGCAUCAUAUGUUGAAAACAUCUAUGGUUUCAGUGUUGAUGAAUUAACAAUGGUCUCAUGGAAUUGUCAAAAAAAGUAUAAUGUCUUUGAAUUUGAACCUGGUCUGAACAAUACAAAUGUAGAUUUUUCAACAAGUUCAGAAAACUUACCAUCUGAAGAAUGUUAUUUUAAUUUACCAGUUUGUGAUUGUACAAUUCCAGGUAAAUGA